Messenger RNA from Lynx canadensis (Canada lynx), 1846 nucleotides. RefSeq names its product cation channel sperm associated 4 (gene CATSPER4). The transcript is spliced from 11 exons. Lineage: Eukaryota; Metazoa; Chordata; Mammalia; Carnivora; Felidae. Gene Ontology annotation, biological process: sodium ion transport; flagellated sperm motility; sperm capacitation. The record is from RefSeq and is a predicted model, not a curated record. Gene Ontology annotation, cellular component: CatSper complex; sperm principal piece; acrosomal vesicle. Bases 87 to 1436 code for a protein of 449 amino acids. Gene Ontology annotation, molecular function: voltage-gated calcium channel activity; calcium-activated cation channel activity.
CAGAGUCCUCUAUGAUCUCACCACGAGGGGGAGCAAGGCCACUUGGAAUGAAGUUUCUUUGAUAAGUGGGAGGAGACGGAGCAGCUAUGAUGGAUAACCGAAGGACUUGGUGGCAGCAGUGGACCGACAUCAAUAUCAAACCUUUGAACGUCAUGAGGGCCACUCACGAGCCCUACGCCCGGCCGGAGGAGCAAGUACUGAUCAACCGCAGAGACAUCACUAGCACGAGGGAUACCUGGGACAUGCAGGAGUUCAUCACUCGCAUGUACAUCAAGCAGCUGCUUCGUCACCCAGCCUUCCAGCUGCUGCUGGCCUUGCUGCUGGUGGUCAACGCCAUCACCAUUGCUCUGCGCACCAACUCCUUCCUUGGCCAGAAACACUAUGAGUUGUUCUCUACCAUAGAUGACAUUGUGCUGACCAUCCUUAUCUGUGAGGUCCUCCUCGGCUGGUUAAAUGGCUUCUGGAUUUUCUGGAAGGACGGCUGGAACAUCCUCAACUUCCUUAUCAUCUUUAUCUUGCUCCUGGGGUUCUUCAUUAAUGAACUCAGUGCCAUCUCUAUCACCUAUACCCUCAGGGCGCUUCGUCUGGUGCACGUGUGCAUGGCGGUGGAGCCUCUGGCCCGGAUCAUCCGUGUCAUCCUGCAGUCGGUGCCUGACAUGGCCAAUAUCAUGACCCUCAUCCUCUUCUUCAUGCUGGUGUUCUCCGUGUUCGGGGUCACUCUCUUUGGUGCGUUUGUGCCCAUGCAUUUCCAGAACAUGCAGGUUGCCCUGUACACCCUUUUCAUCUGCAUCACCCAAGAUGGCUGGGUGGACAUCUACAGGGACUUUCAGAUGGAGACAAGAGAGUACGCAAUGGAGAUUGGGGGUGCUGUCUACUUCGCCAUCUUCAUCACCAUCGGUGCCUUCAUUGGCAUCAACCUGUUGGUCGUUGUGGUGACCACCAAUCUGGAGCAAAUGAUGAAGGCAGGCGAGCAUGGACAACUGCAUCAGACAACCUUCCGUGAGACAGGCAAGGAGGAGGAGGAUGGAAGUAACUACCUGCCACUGGUGCACUGUGCGGUCGCCCGUUUGGAGAUGUCUGGCCUCCCCCAGGAGCCACUUACCGGGGGCAACCUGUCUAACCUCUCGGAAAACACCUGUGACAACUUUUGCCUGGUGCUCGAGGCAAUACAGGAGAACUUGAUGCAGUACAAGGAGAUCCGAGAUGAGCUUAACAUGAUAGUAGAGGAGGUGCGCUCCAUCCGCUUCAACCAGGAGCAGGAGGAGGAGCUGAUGCACAAGCAUGUGUCCCUGAGCCUGUCGGUGGCGAGUGGGUCCUCCCUGGACAUCCACGACAUGACUUGCCAGCAAGACUUGAUCACUGCGCUCAUCAACAGGGAUAAGGUUCAGGAAUCCAACACAAACCUGCUCCUUAACAAACACAAGGCCAGCCGCUGAGAGGCAGGACGGGAGCCAAGGGACCUGCGCACACACACCCAGCUGCUGCAUCUUCCUGCACCUCUAGUGUGACUUGGCACAGCCUGGUCUGAGCCCAUCCUCUCCCUUACACCUCGGCAGAUGCCUGGGGCUGAGAAGGGGGUGGCAUGUCCAGGGCUUGUACCUGUGAACCCCAGGUUCAGAGGAAUUCAGAUGGACAAAGAUGCUGGAUGAGAGAGGGAGCCCCACAGCAAGGAUGAGCACCUAGCGGGGGUGCUGGCUAAGGCAGCCAGGGUUUGUCCUAAGGAUGGGCAUCCCUGGUCCUCUGCAUUAGGCCAGAGCUAGAUGGGGCCUAAGUGGGCUUAAGCACCAAGAGGAGAAAGGUGAGGCCAGUGGGGCCAGGCAUCUGUGUAUUGACAAUAAAAUUUUGC